AUGCACGUCACGUAACGCUUUUCUAAGGUAUCGUCGACGUUUCGGUAGCGUGGACGUGGCCGAACCUCGCCAGAAUGGAGCACCUGGAUGAUUAUCAGUCCGCCGAGCCUGCCAGCGCCAAGGGAACGACGAACGCCGACGAUGAAGAGGGUUUCGAUCUCGACGAUCUGCUGCCGAUCGUCGGCGAGUUCGGCCGUUAUCAGAAGAAACUCCUCUGGCUCGUGUGUCUUCCGGCGUGCCUCCCUUGCGGAUUUUGCGCCUUCAAUCAGCUCUUUAUGGCCAACACGCCGCCUCAUUGGUGUAAAGUGCCGGGAUUGGAGAACUUGGACGUCUCCCGUCGAAGAAGACUCGCGAUUCCGCCCAGUCAGGACGAUAAUGAAACGUACAGCCAAUGCACACGUUACGACAUCGAUUGGACGACAGAGAACAUCUCAGUCGUGACGGCGCCGUCAUCCCUGCCGAACUCUUCAUGGCCGGUCGUCCCCUGCGAUCAUGGCUGGGAGUACGAGAUGUCCGAGAUAACGUCCUCCAUCGUUAUCGACUUCGAUCUAGUCUGCGACCACGCGAUCUAUCCGACGAUCGGCCUGGUCGCCCUGAACACAGGUGGUCCGAUAGGGGUGUACCUGUUCGGUACCCUGAACGACAGGAUCGGCAGGAGGCUGUCCUUCUUCACGUGUCUGGCGACCCUGAUCACAGGCGGAUUUCUAACGUCGAUAUCGAACAGCUUCUGGACCUGGGCCGCGACGCGUGUGGUCGUAGGCCUGACCAUACCCGCCAUUUAUCAGAUACCUUUUAUCAUAUCGCUGGAGUUGGUCGGCCCGAAUUAUCGGUCGUUCGUGACGGUGAUGACUUGCAGCUUCUACACAAUGGGUUUGUGUAUGCUAGCCGGCGUGACCUAUUUGAUAAGAGACUGGCGGACGCUAGCCAUAACUACGAGCGCGCCGUUUCUUUUGUACAUAUUGUAUUGGUGGUUCCUGCCGGAGUCGCCGAGGUGGCUACUGGCGAAGGGACGCCUCGUGGAGGCGAACGACAUCCUCGAGAGGCUCGCGAAAGUCAACGGGAAAGAGCUGCCAGCCUCUUUCACCCAGAAACUCCGGCAGCGGAUGAUGAUGUCACGGUCCAAAAGUGAAGAGGAGAGAUUGCGCAGCGGGCCAGGUGUCCUCUCGCUCUUCAAGACGCCGAACAUGCGCUUGAAGACGUGUCUAAUUACUCUAAAUUGGUUCGCCAAUAACAUGGUGUACGUUGGCUUAUCGUACUACGGCCCGGCGUUAGGGAACGAGGAGCAUCUCAGCUUCUUCUUUUCAUCCCUCGCGGAAAUUCCCAGCUACAUGGCGUGCUGGGUCGUGAUGGAUCGAUGGGGACGCCGAUGGCCGCUCUGUCUGUGCAUGGUCGUGGCCGGGGUUUCCUGUAUCGCCACUGUGCUCCUCUCAUCCGACGCCGUAGUGGCCACGCUGAUUCUAUUCCUGUUAUCGAAAUCCGCGAUAUCGGCCUCGUUUCUCAUUAUAUACCCGUUCGCCGGUGAACUUUACCCCACGCAACUGCGCGGCGUAGCGAUCGGUUUCUCCGCUUACAUCAGUGGUCUCGGGCUAAUCAUUAUUCCUUUUGUUACAUAUCUGGGCAAGGAGAACUUGGUCUUGCCCCUCGUGAUACUGGGAUGCGUCUCGGUGAUCGGUGGACUGUCUGGCCUGCGUUUGCCCGAGACGCUGCAUCAUCGAUUGCCCCAGACCGUCGAGGAAGGGGAGCUGUUCGGGAAGGAUUGGACCUGUGCCGACUGCUUCCGUUGCGUUCCAAUAAAACCCUCAUCCGCCGCAGCCUCCUACGAAGAUCUAUCAGCCAGAGAGACGGUAGAGAUGCACGAGGUGCCCGAACCACCGAUCACCAUUCCCCAACGGUUACUAGAGGAGCAACAGAGGCCGAGCGGCGCGAGCGUGCGUCGGCUGGUCCGCCAGUCCAGCGUGAUGGACACGCAGCGGGACUCCGACGGUUCCAUUAAAAUGACUUACUGGUUCUAGACUCGAGACUUCGUGGUUCAAAUAAAAUUUCAGAGAACGAACAACUGAGAGUAGGUUU
Molecule: messenger RNA, 2070 nt
Organism: Nomia melanderi (Alkali bee)
Lineage: Eukaryota; Metazoa; Arthropoda; Insecta; Hymenoptera; Halictidae
Gene: CarT
Product: Carcinine transporter
Biological process (GO): transmembrane transport
Cellular component (GO): membrane
Molecular function (GO): transmembrane transporter activity
Source: RefSeq, a predicted model, not a curated record